AUGGCGGCUCGUGUCGCUGCUUCCUUCAACCGACAUGUCCGCCCAAACCUCCCCACGCCCUCGCUCUCCUUCAUCAACCUUCACUACUUGUAUUUCGGGGUCACGUGCCUGCUGGCCAGUGUGAUAUUCUGGGGUUCCUCCACCCCGGCCCGGUCCGUCUCUUACAUUGACAGCCUGUUCCUGUGCAUCUCCGCCAUGACCGAGGCGGGUAAGUCGGACAUGACCCCUUCGUUGAUGAAUACAUGGCAGCAGGUGAUCCUGUUCCUCCUCAUCAUCAUUGGCUCGGCCAUCUGGGUGUCCAUCGCCAUUCUGCACAUCCGAAAGCGUGCCUUUGAAAAGAAGCUCGCCGAACUCGCAGCCCGACGACGGAAACGGCUCCAGCGGCCUCGCUCGCUCAGCUUCUCCUUUUCCAGACGCAAAGCAAACACGUUUGGUCCCGAUCAUGAGGCCGCUGUCGCCUCCGGAGCAGUCCGUGGCCGUGCCAUCCCCAAUCGCCACGGAAUUGACGAGCACAAGGACCUCGACUCAAUGGACCGCCGUCGGUCAGCGUCUGGCGAAGCACUGGAGAUGGAGAGGUCAAAGUGCGCGAGCGGAGUGGACCAAGACAGGAAUCUAGAGCCGAACCUUCACAUCCGAUUUCCCACCGACCUUCCCGCCGGCGACCACGGCGACCAUAUCCUUCGUCCCAUCAGGCGUCAUCGAUCGAGUUUCCUCGAAGGCCACGGGGUGGGUGCGGUCGGGCUUGACAGGCAUCCUCGAAACGCGCGGCCUGUCGACCACCAUGCGUCCACCGAUGGAGUCGGAAUCAUGGUCGAGGGUGACCACGACGAGGACUUGGCUGCCCGGCGCCGCAAUCCGAUCAACAAAUAUCUCGAUACGGUCAACGGCUAUCUGGGGCGAAACAGUCAGUUCCAUCAUCUCAGCGACAAGGAAAGGAAGAAACUGGGAGGGAUCGAGUAUGAUGCCAUCUGCCUGCUCUCAUGGGUGGUGCCUCUCUACUUUGUGCUCUUCCAACUCCUGGGGGCUGUGGGGGUCGGGGCCUGGAUCAAGCUCAACCGGCCCGGAAUAGCGUUGAGGAACGGACUUGACCCGUUCUGGACCGGGGCCUUCUACGCCAUUUCCGCCUUCAACAACUCGGGCAUGGCGUUGUUGGAUGCAAAUGCAACCGCCCUCCAGACGAGCUACUAUGUCCUGCUCACCCUGAGUCUCCUCAUCCUGGCGGGCAAUACCUGUUUCCCGCCGUUCCUGAGGCUGAUCCUGUGGACCAUGAAGAAGCUCAUCCCCCGACGCUGGGACUCGCCACAGUGGCAGGUGCGUCGUCGCACCUUGAAUUUCUGUCUCGACCAUCCACGACGGGUCUAUACCAACUUGUUCCCGAGCGCGCAGACCUGGUGGCUGGUUUGCGCCGUCUUCAUGCUCAACGGCAUCGACUGGAUGGCCUUUGAGCUGUUGAACAUUGGCAAUCCCACCACCCAGUCGAUUCCUCCGCAUUAUCGCGUUCUGGACGGCCUGUUCCAAGCCUUUGCCGUCCGGAGCGGUGGAUUCUACGUCGUCAACAUCUCCGGACUGCGGUCUGGUCUGUUGGUGCUGUAUGUUUUGAUGAUGUAUAUCAGCGCGUUUCCCAUCACCAUGACCAUCCGCAACACCAACGUCUACGAGGAACGGUCCUUGGGCCUGUACGCCGAAGAGCUACCGCCGCCGCCGCCGCCCACCCGAGCAGGCGACAGUGGCCGGCCCGUCUACGGCCACGACCACGACCACAAUGAGAAAGCCGACCCGCGCCGCAACAAGCUUCUGCACGGGCUGAGGCAAACCAUGACCAUGACCAUUAUGCACGCCCCAACAUCGUCGUCGUCGUCGUCGCCGUCGCCGUCGUGGACCCGGCAAGAUUUCGUGCGUCAACAGCUCCGCGGCCAAUUGGGCCAUGAUCUGUGGUGGGUGGCACUGGCCGUCUUCAUCAUCACGGCCAUCGAGACGGGCCAGUUCGAGCGCGACCCGGUGGUAUUUUCCACCUUCAACAUCAUUUUCGAAGUCACCUCCGCCUACGGCUGCGUCGGCAUCUCCACCGGUGUGCCGUGGAACGCCUACUCGUUCUGUGGCACCUGGCACACCGCCAGCAAACUGGUACUGUGCGCCGUCAUGCUGCGCGGCCGACACCGCGGCCUCCCCGUCAGCAUCGACCGCGCCAUCCUCCUGCCCGACGAGAGUCUGGCCUGGGCCGAGGAGGAAGACGCGCACAAACGUCGUCCCAGCUUUCAUGCCGGCACCGCCCCGCCCACGCGAGAUGGCAUGCCGGUGCUGAGGUCUCGCACCGUCAGUCUCGGCGGUCCAGGUCCGACUAUCCAUCCUGCAGAUGAGCAUCACGGUGAUGGGCGUGAUGUAGGUGACAUGGUGUGA
Capronia epimyces CBS 606.96 is the source of this 2397-nucleotide messenger RNA. RefSeq lists its product as uncharacterized. Gene Ontology annotation, biological process: potassium ion import across plasma membrane; intracellular potassium ion homeostasis. Gene Ontology annotation, molecular function: high-affinity potassium ion transmembrane transporter activity. The record is from RefSeq and is a predicted model, not a curated record. Gene Ontology annotation, cellular component: plasma membrane. The transcript has 4 exons. Lineage: Eukaryota; Fungi; Ascomycota; Eurotiomycetes; Chaetothyriales; Herpotrichiellaceae. The coding region runs from base 1 to 2397 and encodes 798 amino acids.